UGUGGCUAGAGGAGGAGCUACAAACUUGGAAUGCUUUCACUGCCUCCAAGACUUACUGAUUAUUUUGGGUGGAAAGGUUAUUUUUUUUGCUAACUUCUGGCUGGUAAUCUCAUUAUAUCUGUAAGUGAACUGGGAAUUAGAAGUCCAGCUUGAAGAAUGAUUGGCAAAAGAUGUAAACAUUUCAUAUUUUCUGGAUUAAUUUUCAUCAACAUUAAAAUGAUUCCUUCAGCGAACACAGGUUUCACUGUAUCCGUUUACGAUGUGACGUCAAGAAGUGUUUAUCUCCAGUGGCCCAAAUUCCCCGGAGCCUUUUCAUAUAGAGCCAUGGCAACCCCUUUGAACACAGUGGGACACUCCUCGUCAGCCCAUUUCAGUGACGUCACACUUAUGGGUGCUCUUGCAUCUCUAGCUCCCAACACAGUCCACACUGUGAAAGUGGACGCCAUAGACAAGAAUGAAGUUAUACUGGCUGAGGCUCAGACUAUGCAGUUAACGGCAUGCAUUCUACUGUGUCCCUCUUCUAGAACACAACCAACACUUCACUGUGGCUCCACAUUGCAGAGGUCAUUCCUGGUCAGCAAGCUGUCCUCAGCUCCUGAGAUUCCGACUAUUGAACAAGCUUAUUCAAAAUUGAGUAACAGUAUCACAGUGGAAUGGGCAUCUGUCGCGGGGGCUUCAAGUUACCUGCUGACAGCACAGGAUGGAGAAUCAUUCAUUGAAACAGUAGUCACAAACUCACCAGGCACUGUGACUGGGCUGAAGGCUGCUACACUGUAUAAAAUCACAAUCCGAUCUAUAAACACUGGAGGAAGAAGCCAACCUUCACCUUCAAAGAAAGCAAAGACAGUGCUCGCUGCACCAAUCCUGACAGCAAGUUCCCAAAGUUAUGACAACAUUGUUGUGACUUGGAGAGCUGUAUAUAUGGCUGUUGGAUUCUUUGUGUCUAUCAUGAGAUCUGAUGGUUUGGGGAGCAUGUUGAAAGAAAACACCACAAACAACUCCCUGAUAUUUUCCAGUCUAGACCCAGGAACUAUCUAUACUAUCAAGGCACAUGCUUGGGAUGCUAAUGGGAUACCUGGAGAUGACUUCACCUACAACCAAAGAACAAGGCCUCAUGCACCGGGAGAUGUUCAAGUGGUUUUUGACAGUGGAGCGUUGCGAGCUGCUGUUUCAUUCACGCUAGCAGAAGGUGCUUCCAAUUACCUCAUUGUAGCCCACAGUGGCACCUCCAAAGUAAACUGCAGUACAAUGUCCAGUUCCUGCACUAUUCCAUCACUUGAGUGUGGGGUGGAGUAUUCCCUGUCUGUUGUAGCAAGCAAUGAGGCUGGUUCCAGCACACCUACAGAGGCUGUGACUUUCAGGGCUGUCCCUUGUGCUCCAGAAAGUAUCAUAAUUGAAGAGGAUGAGCCAGGCUACAUGGCAGUUUCAUGGUCAGAUGUUGACCUGGGUGAUUAUUAUGUUGUCUUUGUGAAAAGCGAUGAUGGCUUGGAGGUGCACUGCAACACAUCACAUACCCAGUGUCACUUCCAAUCAGACUGCGGCUUCACCUAUUUUAUUAGUGUCUUUGCCUAUAACAAGGCAGGGCAGAGUCCAUUAGGUGACAUAUUUAACUAUACCACAGCACCUUGCUGCCCCAGUGAUGUUAACCCAGUGUUCAUUUCUAGUGAUACAGUUCAGAUUGUUUGGUCUCCUGUCCGUGGUGCUGAAAUGUAUGAAACCAAAGCUGUGGAUUGGACCAACGAAUUGCUAUGCAAUGAUACUGCGACAGUUUGCACCCUUUCUGCACUCCAGUGUAACACCCAGUACAAUAUAACUGUUUAUUCAUUCAGUGAAAUUAGAGGCAGCAAUACAUCAUGCACAUCUAAACACGUGGCAACAGCUCCAUGUAGUCCGGAAAUAAUAAGUGUCUCAAAGGAUGCUCUUUCUGUAAUUAGUGUGCACUGGCAUGCCAAUAAUGAUGAAGCGAUGUACACAGUCACUGCCAAAGGAGAGGCAGGAAUUUGGCAUUGUACAAGCUCGGGAAAUUCAUGCACCAUCCGUAAUCUUCCAUGUGGGUCACUGUUCUCUGUCAGCACUGUAGCAAGCACAGAAGCAGGUCACAGCUUGCCUAGUUACAGUGUGCCUUUGGAGACAGCACCUUGCUGCCCAGUGGAUCUCACAGUAACUCAAGUGACACAGUCUGUAACAAACAUCAGCUGGUCUAUUGGGACCGGCGCAAAGACGUACAUAACAAUUCUGGAAUCGCACAAAGGACGUGCCAGGUGUCACACACUCCAAAACUAUUGCCUCUUGGGAUGCAUUACAUGUGGAACCAACUACAGUGUGUCUAUCAAAGCGAUCAGUGAAACAGGCUUAACAUCAGAUUGCAUAUACAAAGGAUUUUAUUCUAGUGCUUGCUGUCCUUCUGGGGUUAAGCUAUAUAGACUGGGCAACAAUGGCAUACGAAUACACUGGCAUACAUCCAAAGGUUCAAUCAACUAUAGUACAGAUCUUUAUGGCUCCAAAGGAAAUUUCACCUGUACACCAAACACAGACCUGACUUAUUGUGAUAUUACCGAGAUACCCUGUGGCGAUGUCUAUACAGUUGUGGUGUCACCUGUAACUGAUAGCGAGGGAUCAAAACCUGCAUUUUGUCCUAAGAAGAUAUAUUCAGUGACGUGCUCCGGAAGUUCAGUAGGAAUGGUGAUUUACAGAGGAAAGCAAAGCGCAGAACACCACCAAGUGCUACAGGAAAAGAGAGAAUGAACCAAGCAGGUAAGACUUAUCAGAGUAUUAUUUCAGUCAGUUUUGUGUUUGGACUGAGAUUUAAUACUAUUGUGGCUUUCAGUUCCUGGGCUAAUAUACCACUCUGGCUACCAUGUCCUUUCUUGAGACUGAUGCAGCAGUAACUUGUGUCCCUACAGCUAAUGCAACCUCCUUGUUCGCUACCAAGCAGAACCUCUUUUCAUUUUACCAUCACAACUGGCUCCCGUUAUUUGUAUUGACUCCUGCAGCACCUAUUAGACCAGGAUGGCUAGUCAUCAGUCUUGGAGACAGGAGCUUUCUAUAUUCCAGCUUUCUACCUGCUGUGGUUUGCCGCAACAGAAGGCAGAUAUCCCU
Messenger RNA from Lacerta agilis (Sand lizard), 3099 nucleotides. RefSeq names its product fibronectin type III domain containing 7 (gene FNDC7). Gene Ontology annotation, molecular function: protein binding. The record is from RefSeq and is a predicted model, not a curated record. The transcript is spliced from 14 exons. NCBI's taxonomy places the organism in Eukaryota, Metazoa, Chordata, Lepidosauria, Squamata, Lacertidae. The coding region runs from base 157 to 2745 and encodes 862 amino acids.